UGUAAUUCAGUUGUGAUGAGUUUAUCUGGAGCUAACUUUCCUUGUUACCUUACAGAUAUUGAUGAGUGUCGUGUAAUGGGCAACUUGUGCAAGAACGGUCAGUGUCUCAACACUCUGGGCUCCUAUAGCUGCACCUGCAAAACCGGCUACACUACUGACAUCAGCAGCACACAGUGUGUGGAUGUGGAUGAAUGCAUACAAGCACCAAAGCCUUGUAAUUUCAUCUGUAAGAACACAGAGGGAGCAUACCUCUGUUCCUGCCCCCGUGGAUACAUCCUACAGGAAGAUGGAAAGAGCUGCAGAGAUCUGGAUGAGUGUUCGACAAAGCAGCAUAACUGUCAGUUCUUAUGUGUUAACACUAUCGGAGGGUAUACCUGCAAAUGUCCUCCUGGCUUCACCCAGCAUCAAACAGACUGCAUAGACAACAAUGAAUGUGCAUCCGACCCCAACAUGUGUGGCUCCAACGGGGCCUGCCAGAACACUCCAGGGAGCUUCAACUGCGAUUGCCAGCGGGGAUUCUCAUUAGAUCCCAAUGGACAAAGCUGUAAAGAUAUGGAUGAGUGUGAUGGAAACCACAGGUGUCAGCAUGGCUGUCAGAACCUGGUUGGUGGAUACAGGUGCAGCUGUCCUCAAGGCUACCUACAGCACUACCAGUGGAACCAGUGUGUAGAUGAGAACGAGUGUCAGAACAGCCAGAUCUGCGGCGGAGCGUCAUGCCACAACACCCUGGGGAGCUUCCGCUGCCUCUGCCCCACCGGCUUUAACUACGAGCAGACAGACGCGGGCUGCUCAGACGUCAACGAGUGCUCCACCAGCCAAAACCCCUGCAAGUUCGGCUGCUCCAACACGGACGGGGGCUACCUCUGUGGAUGUCCCAAUGGUUACUUCCGUGCAGGACAAGGGCACUGUGUCACAGGUCUGGGCUUCACUAGUGGCGGUUCCAGUGCUGGAUCGGAAGGUGAGGCAGAUGAUAACUCUCUGUCUCACGAGGCCUGCUAUGAAUGUAAGAUCAACGGAUAUCCCAAGAAGGGACGCAAACGCCGCAGCACCAACUCGACACAGGAGGAUCCUCAGGACGACUCGCAGCUGACUGAGGAGAUGGUGAGCCUGGCCAGUGUGGACAUCGAGGACACGUUGCACAUCCACCUGAACAUCAGCGACCUGAGCAACCGCGACCACAUCCUGGAGUUCACCCCAGCCUUAUCCGCACUCAGUGACCAUGUGCGCUACAGCAUCGACUACGGAAAUGAAGAAGGCUACUUCAAGAUAAAUCAGAGAGAGGGCGUUAGCUACUUGCAUCUGAGCAAGAAGAAGGCCCUGCUCUCAGGGGCAUACUCCCUUCAGAUCAGCAGCCUGCCCACGUACAGGAAGAAGGAGCUGGCUGAGCUGGAGGAUCGACACGAUAAAGACUACCUCACAGGACAGCUGGGAGACAUACUGAAGAUGAGGGUGCAGAUCGUCCUUCAUUAGCCAUCACAAGACUGAGACAGGCAGAUGUUGCAGGCAGCUGCUAAUUCAGUGUCAGGCUCACACUUCCAAAAAAAGCUAAAACAUCUCUGACUCUGGAUCAGCAGUCAGGGGCAACUUCUACUUGCUCCCACAGGGAGAUCGGCUCGCCACCAAAGAGACAAGAAGGAGGGUUGGCAAAAGAUGCCAAAGAUGAUUCUACAUAUCAUAGAUACAAA
Notothenia coriiceps (black rockcod) is the source of this 1685-nucleotide messenger RNA. RefSeq names its product fibrillin-1-like. NCBI's taxonomy places the organism in Eukaryota, Metazoa, Chordata, Actinopteri, Perciformes, Nototheniidae. Bases 16 to 1470 code for a protein of 484 amino acids. The transcript is spliced from 8 exons. The record is from RefSeq and is a predicted model, not a curated record. Gene Ontology annotation, molecular function: calcium ion binding.